Pundamilia nyererei is the source of this 2728-nucleotide messenger RNA. RefSeq names its product activating transcription factor 3 (gene atf3). Gene Ontology annotation, biological process: regulation of transcription by RNA polymerase II. Bases 120 to 788 code for a protein of 222 amino acids. Gene Ontology annotation, molecular function: RNA polymerase II cis-regulatory region sequence-specific DNA binding; DNA-binding transcription factor activity, RNA polymerase II-specific. Gene Ontology annotation, cellular component: nucleus. Lineage: Eukaryota; Metazoa; Chordata; Actinopteri; Cichliformes; Cichlidae. The record is from RefSeq and is a predicted model, not a curated record. The transcript has 4 exons.
CAACCGUAGCCAACGAGCAGGAAGCCGACACAGGAAGAGCGGAACGCACAGACAUAAGAGAAGGUUUAUUUUCUUCACGGCGCACUUCAUCCGAUCCGGACACUCACAGCUUUAACAGAAUGAUGCUUCAGCACUCGGGUCCUUCUCUGGCUGACAUCAGCUGCUCCGCCUUGGUUCCUUGCUUCUCCCCUCAAGGCACACUCACCCUGGACGACUUCACCAACUUCACACCCAUCGUGAAAGAGGAGCUCCGGCUGGCAAUCCAGAGCAAGCGACUGUCCAACGGGCUUAGCACCGACAUGAGCUCCGAUGGUGCCAGCUCCAGCUCGGAUCGAGCCUCUGAGCUAACUUCAUACAGGAACGGGGUCAAGCGAGAGUUGACAUCUGAGGAGCAUGAAAGAAGGAAAAGGAGGAGGGAGAGAAACAAAAUCGCUGCCGCCAAGUGCCGCAACAAGAAGAAGGAAAAGACUGAAUCACUCCAGAAGGAGUCUGAAAAGCUGGAGAGCAUCAAUGCCGACUUAAAAGCUCAGAUUGAGGAGCUUAAGCAGCAGAAGCAGCAGCUGGUCUACAUGCUCAACCUGCACCGGCCGACGUGCAUCGUCCGAGCCCAGAACCCCCAGACGCCCGAGGACGAGCGAAACCUUUUCAUCCAGCACAUCCAGGAGAGCACCUUACAACUCCACAACCUCACCUCCACCACCACCUCAUCCGCAUCCACGUCCACAGCAGCGCCUCUCGGCGGAGGACUUCUGACUCUCGAUCAUGUCCAGUGCCCCAGCCACUUAUGAUCGCCCAGAGUGUUAUCUAGGGCUUGCAAUUCUUCCAUCUCCUGCUGCUGAUGUAGGACUGACUGGUUUCGCAGGAGGUGGAGUUGCCACAUACAGACUUAUGACCUGAGAAUGAAACGCCACCUAUGACUCCUCACGCCCACCUGCCGUCCAUAAUGCUGCUAGAGAAAAAGAGAGCGGUGUAAAGUGACCUCAGCACCUUCCGCUCCCUGAACCCGUAGCUGCUGAUUGGACAGGAGUGAGAAAUGAUGGACAGCACUUUGACUUGCAUUGUGUUUCUUUUUUUUUUUUAAACAUUUUAAACAGUCAGGGCCAAGAACAGAUGCUAAAGCACUUAAACAAAGUUCAACAGCUUUUCUUGAUUUAUUAGUAUUUUGAAUAGUCGAUGGUCUGAUUUUUGUACCAAAGCACGAUUUCAAGGUGAUCAAGGCACAUUAUUUAAGAGUUCACCCCGACAGUAAGGAGAUUCAGAAUGACUGUGUGAGUGUGUACAGAUGCAAGUCACUGACUUUAAAAAGAAGCGGUCUCUGUUUAGUGUACAGCAAAGAUGACAUAUUUAUUAAAUGAUUACUGUAUUUUAGGAUGUUGCUGUUUUAACCCUGUCUGCUUGUCCUGUAUACAAAGUGAAUUGCUAAAAACGCUGCUACUACUAACCACUCAGGACCUAGGUAUGCUAUAGACGUCCGUUUUGUUAUACAUAAUAUGAGAUGACUCGUCCAAAAGCAUGAGUACGGGUCGGGUUCCUUGCUGUGAGUGUAGCAGACACAAAAGGGAAAUGUACGUUGCAGGCAGGGUUUCUAAUUCUGCACUUAAUGAAAAAAGCCUAGUACAAAAGACAGUGUAAUCACAUGUAUAGAUAAGUGUUUUGUUGUGGGUUUUUUCUUAAGAAUUCAAUAUUUUAUGGCAAUCACAAUUGCCCAAUGGACACUUUAUUUAUCACUGUGUUCUCUCUUAAAGCAAAGGGGAUUUUUUUUCAACCUGUUCUGUGACAAUGAAGCUACAUAAGUGUUAUUUUACAGAUGUGUUUUCUACCCAGUGUCUUGUAUAAAGUAUCAAAUGCAUAUUAACUAUGUGCUGCUGUAUGUAAACACCAAUGCCUCCUUUGGUCUCAACAGAGCAAAACCAAAAGUUAUUUUUUUAAAAAUGUAUUUAUUGAAAACAUUUGGUCCGGAUGUUGUGUUCAUUAGAUAUCGUUAGCUAGGUAUCAGAAGCGCUGCAUCAGUUUACUCUGAAGUUAUGCAAGAUUUGUUGACACGUUAGAAUCUAAGUGUGUCGUGAACUUCCACUGUUUGAAAACGAACUGCCAAAAUAGUUGUUGUUCACUUGCACACCCUUUUCCAUUGUAAAAAAAAAAAAAAAAAAAUAGCCCAAGGAAAAAAGCAGUUUAUUGCUCAAACAGAAAUUUGACAAGCACGAUGAUUGCUGUUUGUUGUUUAUUGGCAGUAAAAUAAAGCCAAACAUGAGAUCAGAAGCCCUUUAUUCCUGAGCGACACUCUAACUUCUCAUUCUCAAUCAAACUGAAACUCUGACGCACAAAGCGAAGGAUGAGUACAUACCAGAAGGGGUUUCCUUUGACAGAAUAAUAAUGAAUUUUGUAGACUGAAGUUGUAUUCCUCUGUUAGAAGGUUUAUAUUGUUGUAUGUGUUGUGCGAGAGUCACAUUGUUAAAGGGACGCAGGCGUCUUUGUGGUCAUAGUACUUUUGUCACCUGUUGUCCCGAUGCUAGUCAUUACUAGAUAGUCACUGAGCACUGAGUGCAUGUAUUCAUAUUGUGCCUAUUUCUACUACUGAAGACUUUUUUUUUCUCUAUAGCUGUGUCAUAGCAGAAAUAAAUAAAGGAUGUCAGGUACAACUGCACUGCUACUAUCACUGUGUAACUACUUCCAUCUCUGUUUUGAUUUUUGAUACUUUGAUAAUUAAAGAUGUGAACUGAAAAUGCGA